GCCUUUUACGAGGCAAAUUGCGCGUAGGUCGAAUACGUACGCGUUAAGCGCGUCGCGGGACUUCUACGGUCACCACCAAUCGCGCUGUGGCCACUGCGCCCCACGCUUAACUCCGUACGGCGACUGCACACAUUGCUCUCCGUGCUCUGCUCUCAGGCGCAGCUCGCUCGUCACACCGCUGCACACUGACAUCCAUUGUGCACACUAACAUGGACGUCUCUGCACAAGCGUUCCGAGACAGAUGGUCAUUAAGCGACUGUUGACUUGACGGGACUAAUGGCCGCGACGGUGCCCCAUCGAUCAUCCAGAUUCACCAUCGGUCCCUUGGAGCUGGAAACGACCGCCGGCGAAUUGCAGGACGACAGUGAGGACACCUCCGGUCGCGCGGCCUGGACCGCCGGCUGCAAGCUGGCCGAGUUACUGCUGCUGGAGGACAAGUCGUCCGUGCGUGAGUGGGUCGCACCGGGCGCGCGCGUGCUUGAGUUAGGAUGCGGCUGUGGGGUAGCAGGUUGCGCCGUCGCGGCGCGCGACCCGGCCGCGCACGUCCUCUUCACCGACAGCAAUACGGCGUGCCUAGACACGGCGGCGCGUAACGCCUCCCGCUUCGGAACGCGGUGUUCGACGUCGGUGCUCCGCUGGGGCGACGUCGACGCGGCCUCGAAGAUUGCCACGACGUUCCGACCAAUGCUCGUCAUCGGUACGGACGUCGGCUACGACCCGUCGUCGCACGGGGCCCUCGUCAGAACGCUCGCCGCCCUGCGCGCCGAGGUGGUGCUCGUCGAGCAGGUGCGGUACCGCGACGUGUUUGGGUGGUUCCUCGACGAGCUCGAACGGGCGGGCUUCGCGCUGGCCGGGCGCGUCGACGACGUCGGGGAGAGGGUGUGCUGUAUGCGUUUUUGUAUCAACACGAAUGAUUCUUAAACGACGCCUAGGGCUCGCUCAGAG
Molecule: messenger RNA, 945 nt
Organism: Pelagomonas calceolata
Lineage: Eukaryota; Pelagophyceae; Pelagomonadales; Pelagomonadaceae
Source: the annotation of a GenBank genome assembly